Eubalaena glacialis (North Atlantic right whale) is the source of this 3982-nucleotide messenger RNA. It is a transcript of the gene ARMC8, whose product is annotated as armadillo repeat containing 8. The record is from RefSeq and is a predicted model, not a curated record. Gene Ontology annotation, cellular component: GID complex. Lineage: Eukaryota; Metazoa; Chordata; Mammalia; Artiodactyla; Balaenidae. Bases 207 to 2228 code for a protein of 673 amino acids. Gene Ontology annotation, molecular function: protein binding. Gene Ontology annotation, biological process: proteasome-mediated ubiquitin-dependent protein catabolic process. The transcript has 22 exons.
GAUUCGUAAGGAGGCCCCUGGUGCGGUUUCCCUUUGCUCUCCCCUCUGCGGGCCCUGGCCGUACUUUAGCGGUGUCUAGAGCGUGUUCCGUUCUCGUCUACCUGCCUGACUUUCUGCAGAGGUAACUGUGGUUGGCGCAGUAGUCGGCUGUCGAAAGUGCCGGCCCCGGCGCCGGCGCCGGCUGCAGCCGGGUGGGAAGGCUCAAGAUGGCGUGCCUGUUGGAGACCCCAAUCCGCAUGAGCGUCCUUUCGGAAGUAACAGCUAGCAGUCGCCACUAUGUUGACAGGCUAUUUGACCCUGAUCCCCAGAAAGUUCUACAAGGUGUCAUAGACAUGAAAAAUGCUGUAAUUGGAAACAACAAGCAGAAAGCCAACCUCAUUGUUCUAGGAGCUGUUCCAAGAUUAUUGUACUUGCUUCAGCAAGAAACCUCAAGCACAGAGUUGAAAACUGAAUGUGCAGUGGUAUUGGGAAGUCUUGCUAUGGGUACUGAAAACAAUGUUAAGUCUCUACUCGAUUGCCAUAUUAUCCCUGCCUUACUGCAAGGACUACUGUCCCCAGACCUGAAGUUCAUUGAAGCUUGCCUCCGAUGCCUGCGCACCAUCUUCACCAGUCCCGUUACUCCAGAGGAACUACUGUAUACAGAUGCCACAGUGAUACCACAUCUCAUGGCGCUGCUUAGCAGGUCCCGCUAUACCCAGGAGUACAUCUGUCAGAUCUUCUCACACUGCUGUAAAGGUCCAGAUCAUCAAACAAUUUUAUUUAAUCAUGGUGCAGUUCAGAAUAUUGCUCACCUACUAACCUCAGUAUCUUACAAAGUUCGAAUGCAGGCACUGAAAUGCUUCUCAGUUUUAGCUUUUGAAAACCCCCAGGUAUCGAUGACCCUGGUAAAUGUUUUGGUUGAUGGAGAAUUGUUACCACAAAUUUUUGUGAAGAUGUUACAGAGGGAUAAGCCCAUUGAAAUGCAGCUCACAUCAGCAAAAUGUUUAACUUACAUGUGUAGAGCUGGAGCAAUUCGGACAGAUGACAACUGUAUUGUAUUAAAGACAUUGCCUUGUUUGGUUCGAAUGUGCAGUAAGGAGAGGUUACUAGAGGAGAGAGUUGAAGGAGCUGAGACACUCGCCUAUCUGAUUGAACCAGAUGUUGAGCUACAGAGAAUUGCUAGCAUUACUGAUCACCUCAUUGCCAUGCUUGCUGAUUAUUUCAAGUAUCCCAGCUCUGUGAGUGCCAUCACUGAUAUUAAAAGGCUUGAUCAUGACUUAAAGCAUGCUCACGAACUUCGCCAGGCUGCAUUCAAGCUCUAUGCCUCUCUCGGAGCAAACGAUGAAGACAUCCGGAAGAAGAUCAUUGAGACUGAAAAUAUGAUGGACCGAAUUGUGACUGGCUUGUCUGAGUCUAGUGUCAAGGUGCGGUUAGCUGCCGUCAGAUGUUUGCACAGUUUAUCUAGAUCUGUGCAGCAGCUUCGAACCAGUUUCCAGGAUCACGCUGUGUGGAAACCUUUAAUGAAGGUUUUACAAAAUGCACCAGAUGAAAUCCUAGUAGUAGCGUCUUCCAUGUUAUGUAAUCUUCUUCUUGAAUUUUCUCCAAGCAAAGAGCCAAUUUUAGAAUCGGGAGCUGUAGAGCUACUUUGUGGAUUAACCCAAAGUGAAAAUCCUGCUUUACGAGUGAAUGGAAUUUGGGCUUUAAUGAAUAUGGCAUUUCAGGCUGAACAAAAAAUAAAAGCAGAUAUUUUACGAAGCUUGAGUACUGAACAGCUAUUCCGGUUAUUAUCAGAUUCAGAUUUGAAUGUGCUGAUGAAGACAUUGGGCCUUCUUAGAAAUCUCCUCUCUACUCGCCCACACAUAGAUAAAAUAAUGAGUACUCAUGGAAAGCAAAUUAUGCAAGCUGUCACCCUUAUUUUGGAAGGGGAACAUAACAUUGAGGUCAAAGAGCAGACACUGUGCAUCCUAGCCAACAUAGCAGAUGGGACAACGGCAAAAGAACUUAUUAUGACCAAUGAUGACAUCCUGCAGAAAAUCAAGUAUUACAUGGGUCAUUCACAUGUCAAAUUGCAGCUUGCUGCUAUGUUUUGUAUAUCAAACCUCAUAUGGAAUGAAGAGGAAGGCUCACAAGAACGCCAGGAUAAAUUACGAGACAUGGGCAUCGUAGAUAUUCUGCACAAACUGAGUCAGUCACCAGAUUCAAAUCUUUGUGACAAGGCAAAGAUGGCACUGCAGCAGUACCUGGCGUGAUGGGAACGCCCUGGGCGCCUGCGAGCAUCCCACAUCCUUGUUAAAGGAAGUACAGGAACUAGCCUCAUUUGAUUCCUUCUAUUUGCACAAGUCACCUUGGACUGCAGGGAGCUGUUUUGCAAAAGCAAUUUGGUAGGCUUAGAUCUCAAAUUCACCUUGAGAACAUUUUUUUGAGGUAGUAAUUUCCUCAGAGGACUAUUGUGUUUUGUUUUGUUUCUUUCUGAGCUACCUGGACUCUUUAUUAGAACAAUCAAUUAUUUUCCUUUGGACCUACAAUUUUUUGCCUAUGCUGCAGCCACUUUGUGAGUGAGAAUGGCUGUGUGUGUGUGUGUGUGUGUGUGUGUGUGUGUGUGCGCAUGCGUGCAUGUGGGUCAGGAUGAAUGGACGUGUGUGUGUGAGGGAUACCUCAAAGUUUUCUUUUCUUAUUUUGUGUGAAAAUCUCUUUUCUACAGAUUUUCCAGGGUUUAAGCAUUGCUUGCUGUAUAAAAAUCUUUACUGAAUUAUAUACAGUUUGAAUGAAAUGUUAUUUUAAAAACAAAACGAUUGUUAAGUGUUCCAUAAAGGUUAUGUUGAAUUUUGGUCAGAUGAAUAUUUGUAAGUAAAAAAUAUAUGCAUUUCUGAACCUCAACUUACAUAGAUUUUCUUUAUAAAAAACAAAAAAAGAAAAAAACAAAACGAAAAGGUUGGCUAUAGUUGGCCUGAAUAACAGGCACGAUAUAUGGUGCUGUGCAAAAUAGUAAGCUAGCAUCUUAUACUGCCGUCAAUAUCAGCAGGUACAGAGCCUCUUUUCAGCCUAAUUCAAUAAGCUCUCAGGCUUCCAAGUCAGAUGGACAGGGUCGGGUGGAGUGAGGCAACAAAUGCACCACAGGUUUUCUGAAACAUCAAAGGGAAGUAUAACUACUGAUAGUGAAAGCCCAGCCAUGACUGGUGGGCUGUGCUUGGCAGGAACUGGGCACCGAGAGCCUCCCAACUGCCCUAAAUCCUGUCACUGGUAUAGCAGUAUAUGGCGGGAUUUAGAACCAGUCAUGGAACCUUAAGCUCCAACUAAAGUAGGUCAUCACUUCGUGGAAACAAAGUCCGAUCACCUUGUGCUUCCUGAAACAGCAUAUAUCACUGUGAAACUAAAGAACGUCCUACAGACGUAUCUGUAGGAAGAAGCAAAGAACAGGAUAGUUUAGAAAGCUGUUUUUCUCUUGGCUAUACUCAGCAAAUUCUAUAUACUUGUCACUCAGGACUGCUAUUCAGUGUGCUUUUGUAAAAUGAGAUGGAAAUUUUAGUAAGCGAUGCGGCUAAGAUUUUUUCCUGCAUGAAGCCCAAAGCACUGACGUUUGAGAGAAGGGAAGGGGGUCUCCCCAGGAGGACCGCAGAUGACCGCCUUUUCCAGCCACUACUGCUUAGCCCUUCGGCAGCCCUCAGCUUGGCACACGCUCCAACUUCUGGGUCCGCUUCAAGGUGAACUCAACGAGGUUGCUUUUGACUGUUUGAAGGUACAGCCAGCCUCGCUUUUCCCUUUGCUCUGCGAAGUUCAAAGGCAUCGCGGCCAGGAAGCGAGGUCUGUGGCCCAGAAGCUUGCCCUGAGUGCGUGCACCCGAUGGGUUCCCCAGCCCACCAGCCACUCCUGACGGGGCACCCCAUCACCAACCUGCUCCUUCCUUGGAAGAGUUAAAUAUGUUUGAUUGCAAAUGAAUGUUUUUAAAAUGUAUUUAAUGCCGUUUUUUUCUGUUCUCAACACGACCACCCAAGAUUCAAACACA